ACAGUUACGGUUUCUAAGAUCAGUUUUUGCAGCUCUAGUUUCACCUUGUGAAGGACAAAGCUAGUCAACUAUUGGCACUUUCCGGCGAAUCCGGCGAAUUCGUGCAAUUAGAUUGAUUCCGUUUGAUUGCUGAAUUUACAGAAAUACAGUCAUAAUGCCGAUCAAGUCCAUCAAAGCCCGUCAAAUCUUCGACUCCCGUGGCAACCCCACUGUGGAGGUUGACUUGGUCACCGAGUUGGGCCUGUUCCGUGCAGCAGUCCCAUCUGGUGCUUCCACUGGUGUCCAUGAAGCUCUGGAACUCCGAGACAACAUCAAGGGCCAGUACCAUGGCAAGGGAGUCCUCACUGCCAUCAAGAACAUCAAUGAGACCAUCGCUCCUGAGCUGCUGAAACAGAACCUUGAGGUCACACAGCAGAAGGAGAUUGACCAGUUCAUGCUGGGUUUGGAUGGCACUGAAAACAAGUCAAAGUUGGGUGCCAACGCCAUCCUUGGCGUGUCUCUGGCCGUUGCUAAGGCCGGAGCUGCUAAGAAGGGUGUGCCUCUAUACAAGCACUUGGCUGAUUUGGCUGGCAAUGCCGAUAUUGUCCUACCUGUACCUGCCUUCAAUGUCAUCAACGGUGGCUCUCAUGCUGGUAACAAGCUGGCGAUGCAGGAAUUCAUGAUCCUGCCUACUGGUGCUGCUUCCUUCAGUGAGGCUAUGCGUAUGGGCUCUGAGGUCUACCACCACUUGAAGAAGAUCAUUAAGGAGAAGUUCGGCCUUGACUCCACUGCUGUCGGUGAUGAGGGUGGCUUUGCUCCCAACAUCCAGAACAACAAGGAUGCUCUCUUCCUGAUUCAGGAUGCUAUCCAGCAGGCUGGUUACACUGGCAAGAUUGAAAUUGGAAUGGAUGUUGCUGCAUCUGAAUUCUUCAAGAAUGGCACCUAUGACCUUGACUUCAAGAACCCUAAGUCCAACCCUGCUGACUACCUGUCUUCUGAGAAGUUGGCUGAGGUGUACCUGGACUUCAUCAAAGAUUUCCCCAUGGUUUCCAUUGAAGACCCCUUCGACCAGGACGACUGGGCAGCGUGGGCUAGCCUCACCUCCCGCACACCCAUCCAGAUUGUAGGAGAUGAUCUUACAGUCACAAACCCCAAGCGUAUUGCCACAGCUGUUGAGAAGAAAGCUUGCAACUGUUUGCUGUUGAAAGUCAACCAGAUUGGCAGCGUAACUGAAUCCAUUGAUGCUCACCUGCUGGCCAAGAAGAACGGAUGGGGCACCAUGGUUUCUCACAGGUCUGGAGAGACUGAAGACACCUUCAUUGCUGACCUCGUAGUGGGUCUGUCCACCGGUCAGAUCAAGACUGGCGCGCCGUGCCGCUCGGAGCGUCUCGCCAAGUACAACCAGAUCCUCCGCAUUGAAGAGGAACUCGGAUCUGCUGCUAAAUACGCCGGCAAGAACUUCCGCAGGCCUGUUUAAUUGCACAAAGACGUAAAAAGGGCAUGUUCCAGUACUAUAGGAAAAUGUGACUGAAAUGAGUAUGCUCUUAAAAUGUUAUACAGCAUUUUACCCUCUGUAGAAUACAUAGAUACAUGAUGUAACAAAUUAAGAUAUUAUUUCAGCACAUAUUGUCAAAAGUUUAUACUUUUAUUUAUAAGAGAUUACUGGCUGUAGUGAUUGUAUUAGUGUCGAAUGUAUGAUGCUAUUUAUUUAAAUUUUAAGAUUAUUUUUUAAUUAAAAAUGAUUUGAUAUCAAGGCGUAUGUUCAAUAAAUAAUGAUGUUAUUGUAA
Helicoverpa zea (corn earworm) is the source of this 1766-nucleotide messenger RNA. RefSeq names its product enolase (gene Eno). The record is from RefSeq and is a predicted model, not a curated record. Bases 155 to 1456 code for a protein of 433 amino acids. Gene Ontology annotation, molecular function: magnesium ion binding; phosphopyruvate hydratase activity. Lineage: Eukaryota; Metazoa; Arthropoda; Insecta; Lepidoptera; Noctuidae. Gene Ontology annotation, biological process: glycolytic process. The transcript is spliced from 8 exons. Gene Ontology annotation, cellular component: phosphopyruvate hydratase complex.